AUGGACACGGCGGAGGUGUCCGCCGGGCUCAGCACAGGAGCCCAGGCUGGCAUCGGCAUCGGGGUCGGCGUCGUGGUCAUCGCGCUCGCGACGACUGCGUAUGUUCGCCGGCGGAGGGCGAAGAGCACGCGGAACAACACCGUCAGUCGCAGGGACGAGGAGGAGGAGGGGGAUGAGUAUGCGGAGAUGGGGACUUUGAAGGGCGAGCGGCCGGUUAUCUGCGAGGGCGGGACGUGCAGCAAAGUGAGAAUGGUUGCGGCGUGA
Colletotrichum gloeosporioides is the source of this 264-nucleotide messenger RNA. RefSeq lists its product as uncharacterized. The record is from RefSeq and is a predicted model, not a curated record. The transcript has a single exon. The coding region runs from base 1 to 264 and encodes 87 amino acids. NCBI's taxonomy places the organism in Eukaryota, Fungi, Ascomycota, Sordariomycetes, Glomerellales, Glomerellaceae.